AUGACCGAAAUAUCGAUCCAAAGAAGAUUUUUGGCGGGAAGAGAUGAGUCGCAGCGUGGACUGGUUGUCGAGACAACCCUGUUGAAGGGGACGUGCAUGUUUUGGGUCGGACCAUGCGGGAGUGAAGAAGAGAUGGAAAGUGCUGUGGAACAAGGUCGCUUGGCAAGAGACUGGGCUUGCGCGAUGCCACCGCUGGCGAAUGGAGAAGCAAGUGGUACAUCGUUGUUUAGAAAUGCAGCGAACGAUGCCGCGUUAUCGAUGGCCAUGAGACUUGCGAGGCGUCUACAGAAACAGGUCUUUGUAGGUGAACCGAGUGUGAUUGUGUGUGACCUUGGCCUGUGUUUCGCUCGAUUGCUCGUCGAUAUGGAGGACGACUUUGAUUUACCUCGGUGGACAACACAAGCUGACCCACUGCCUUCAUCGGCGGCAGCAGCUCAGUCAGCCUACUACCCACACAACGGAGUAACUCGGUCGCAAAGCAUGUCUACUGGUCGGAGACGACAUCACAACCAAGACGAGCUUGACCCGUUUUACUACGACCAAUACAACAACUACAAUCCACCCCGGUCUCCUCUCAGAACUGGACAGGACCAAUACCAAUAUCCAUAUGCACACUCACGCCAGUAUUCGAAGCACGAGUCGCCAUACCCCUCCCCGAAUCCAUACAUGGACCGCUCAGCCCCAUCGACGCCACUUUCCUACCUUCAUCCAGCACAAACACCGUCUUCAUUUUAUUCGCCAGACUCACAAAUGGCAGUCGAUUCUCCUCCCCAGAAACGACGAGCGUCUGGUUUCCGCAGAGUCCGCACAGCCCAUGACCUCCAACCCAGACUCGACCUCCCAGUGGGCGGCAGACGGAUGGGAGCAGACGGUGUCUAUUUGUCUCCCUUGCGCCAACUGACGACCAACCUUCUCGAUACUUUUCAUAUUUGCAACCCACAAUUCCGCUACGAGGCCACCCACAAUCCCAGGCGUGUCCUUACCAAGCCAAGUAAACCUGCACACAACGAGGGGUACGACAACGAGGAUUAUGACUAUAUACUUUAUGUCAACGACUGGCUCGGGGCAGAGGACGGUCAUAAAUACCUUAUUCUCGAUAUUCUGGGUCAGGGCACUUUUGGUCAGGUUGUCAAGUGCCAGAAUAUGAAAACGCACGAGAUCGUUGCGGUCAAAGUCGUGAAGAACAAGCCUGCCUACUUCAACCAGAGUAUGAUGGAAGUGACCAUCCUGGAAAUGCUGAACAAAAGCUCGGAUCCCAACGACGAACACCACAUUCUUCGACUACGCGACUCUUUCAUUCAUCGGUCCCAUCUAUGUCUGGUCUUCGAGUUGCUCAGCUCGAACUUGUACGAGUUAAUCAAGCAGAACCAAUUCCAGGGUUUGUCAACGCAACUUGUCAAAGUGUUUAUGGCCCAACUUCUCGAUGCCAUGACUAUCUUGAAAGACGCCCGACUAAUACAUUGCGACCUGAAGCCAGAAAAUAUUCUGCUCAAAUCUCUUCAAUCACCACAAAUCAAAGUCAUCGACUUUGGGUCCGCCUGCCACGAGCGACAGACGGUCUAUACCUAUAUUCAAUCACGGUUUUACCGAAGCCCAGAGGUUUUGUUAGGUAUGACCUAUACCGCGGCCAUCGACAUGUGGAGUUUGGGCUGCAUUGCCGUCGAGCUUUUCCUCGGUCUGCCCUUAUUCCCGGGAACCAGCGAGUACAACCAGCUUACUCGGAUUGUUGAGAUGCUUGGUCUACCGCCCCAAAGCAUGCUUAAUACCGGCAAGCAAACUGCUCAGUUUUUCGACUCCUACGAAGUGUACAAUCCACACACGAACCAAAACGAGAAGAAGCACAGAUUAAAGAGUAUCGAGCAAUACUCGCGAGAGCACAACACUAAUGAGCAACCUGGGAAACAGUAUUUCAAGGCGACGUCGUUACCUGAAAUCAUCAACACAGCGCCAAUGCCUCAGAGCAAGACUGCACGACAAGGGCACGAAGUUGAAAAAGAACUCAACAAUCGUUCCUCAUUCAUCGACUUUUGUCAAGGACUACUCGAUAUGAAUCCUGUCACAAGGUGGACGCCACAACAAGCACGGUUGCACCCGUUCAUCACAGGCGAGAAAUUUACCAAACCAUUCGUGCCGGACAGCAUCAACGCCAAUGCCCCGCCCCAAGCAACACCCCCUGUGGAUCCUAAGCGGCCAUAUGGUGGACUUGUGCCUUCCCAACCCAAAGGGACCCGGGCUUACACUGACGCUGCGAGCUACAAUCACCAUUUGGGUCAGCAUCAGGCUUAUACCGCCUCGCAAGCACAACAGUCGCAAGCUGCUGGGGCAUUCAGGAAUCCAUAUAUCCAGCCCCCACAACAGCAGCAGCAGCAGCCACAGCAGCAGCAACCACCACCGCCACAGCAACAACAACAGUCUUCGACACCGAAUGCGUAUCCAACACCACCAGAGAAUGCUUACGCGCCGCAACAACAGGCAGCCUACGCACCUCCCAUCAGCCAUCGCACUCUUUCGCACCAGAGCUCAGCUGGCCAGUUGAACACUAAUUAUACUCCUCCAUCUAGUGGGGCAGCAUCGGCUUCUUUAAGCCAGUCCACGUCUUCCACGCAUCUUGUUCCUUCAUCGUCCUACUACCCUAAUGCUAAUGCACGGAAUCGGGCAAAUACCAUCAACCAGAUGGACCCGGUCCCGCCGGCACUUGCUCGUCUACAACAAAUGAACCAAGACGUGAUUCAAGGCAGAAAUGCGUUGACACCCGUGCUCAACCGUGACGAUGCGAUGCGUGAAUGGGAGAGAAGGCAAUCCGGGAAGAGCGCUGCUGCUGUCCCGUAUCCACAGCUCGAGUAUCUACAACAACAAGCUGAGCUUGCCGCUGGGACUGGAGUGACCAAUUGGGCGAGGUAUCAACCACCACCAUCGAAACUGGCGCACAGCUACCAUCCACCCGCCAAUCUUCUCAAUGAUGAGAGGGAUGAGGCGAGUAUUCGAAGAGAUGUUGUCAUGUCCAAUGUGCGGUCGGCUGCUGCUGCUGGAAGAAACGACACAAGCGCAUACUCCAACUCGAAUGUUAUCCCAAGUCCUGCCCAAGCAUAUAGCAGCAACUCAUCAACCUCAGCAAGCCGUUAUGCUACCAGCUACUCUCAGGGUCCUCCGUCUCAAACACAACAACAACAGGUUUUCGAAGGCGCAAGGCCCGAAAUUCCGAGUUUGUUUGUGCCAAUGCAGCCGGAUCCUUAUGCGUCUUAUUCGAGUGGUCCUCCAAGUGCGGGUGGCGCGAGGCAUGUAGCUCCUCCUCCGCCAUCUUUCUACGGGCCAGGUGGACGAAAUCCAUUCUCUGGCAAUCCCGAUCAACCACCUCUCAGUGCGGGUCCGAAGAGCGCUCAGGAACCGCGGAGGGGAAGCAAUGGCAUGGACGCUUGGCCGCGAUAA
Messenger RNA from Mycena indigotica, 3426 nucleotides. Its product is annotated as Protein kinase. Gene Ontology annotation, molecular function: protein serine/threonine kinase activity; protein tyrosine kinase activity; ATP binding. Gene Ontology annotation, biological process: peptidyl-serine phosphorylation; proteasome assembly; peptidyl-threonine phosphorylation. The coding region runs from base 1 to 3426 and encodes 1141 amino acids. Lineage: Eukaryota; Fungi; Basidiomycota; Agaricomycetes; Agaricales; Mycenaceae. The transcript has 7 exons. Gene Ontology annotation, cellular component: nucleus; cytoplasm. The record is from RefSeq and is a predicted model, not a curated record.